UACAGGAAAAAGUUGAUUAAAAAUCCUAGAUAGCUAGAUCCAGAUUUUAAGCAAAUUUAAAAUGGAGAAGCACACCAAUGAACUUAAUGUUUUACAGGUAGAUGAAACAAAAUCGUAUAUUGACCGUGGACGUGAAAACAAUAGCUUUCCACAAAUACCAGAUUCAAGCAACGGUUCAUGUAUAUGUCGACCAAUUGAGAAAUGGACAUCCCCUAGCGAUCUCAUUAUUGAUCUGGUAAAUUUAAAACCGCCUCUUACUUCCAAAAUAGCUAGAGGAAAAACACACAUAGGCAUUCAAUCUAUCGGCGAAACUUAUUUGGUAAAUGAAAAAGAAAUUUUUCACAAAUCAAUCAAGAAAGUAUUAAAAGACAAUGACGACAUUUGGAAAUUUAUUUUAAGAAGUGAAAUAAAAACUAUACACAAAAGAGCGAAGGAAACUUUCAAACAGAUAUUUGAACAUAAACAAAGCAUAUUAGCGGAAGAAAUGUCUAAAUUCUAUGAAAAAACACUAGCCGAAUUGGAGCAACAUGUAAAAUCAGAAGCAAAAACUAUAGCAUAUAGUUUUCAGACUAGUUUGCUAGACCAACUUAAUAGCAAAAUUGAAGAAAGAUUAAAAUGUGAAGGAGUAGAUCUAGACAAAGAAUUAAAUGAAGAGUUAAAUGCUGAACUUAACAAAAUUAGAAAUUAUUACGACAUUCUACUUAAAAAUGAGAUGUAUAACUAUACUAAAUUGAAAAAUAAAGCAAUUCAAGAAAGAAACGAUGCAGUUUUAUCAUUUUAUAGACAAAUCGAAUCGGAAAGAUUAACAAGUACUAUGUAUGUAUUGAGUUCUGAGCGAAAAAAGUGCAAAGUGAAAAAAAUUAUGUUGGAAAAUAUCCAAUACGAGGAAAUUAUAAAUACUCUGAAUAUUUUUGUGCAAAAAGAUAUUUUAUUGGAUGAUUUAGUCAAAGAAAAUGAAAUACUUCCUAUUUUAAAUAAAAAAUGGCAAGAUCAGGUAGUUAAAAUCUUUAGAUUGUUUCUAAAAUUUAUAGGUUUUAGCCUGAAUAUAUUACCUGAGCAGACUUCGUUUUUACUGGACUUUGAAAAAAUGGUAAUAUUACAGCUGAACGAAUUUCAAAAACAACCUUACAAUCCGUCUCAAAUGUUAAUUGAUAAAGAAGAUCAUGAUAAUAUGUUCGAAUUUAAUGAACAACAAUCAGUACAAUCUGUAUGUGAGGAAGCACCAUUCCAAAUAGCUGGUAGGUUAGAAUCUCCUUUUUCACUUUUCCUUAACUAUGGAAGUAGGGAAACGAUAGGAGGUGAGGCAGAUUAUCCAUAUUUUAGAGUACAGAGGAAAUAUGUUUACGCCAAAUGUCAUGGUUUUGAAAAAAUUAAAGAAUUGCUUGGUGCUAACUUAUGCAGAUUUGCAAGUAAGGAAGUAGAAACGAUAUUUAGCCCUUUAAGCAAUUUUGAAGCCAAAGAUAAGAAAGAAUAUUUGGAUUCAAGAAUUGAUUCAUCGGUUACUUCAUCAAAAAGCACUUCCAUUCAUAUGGAACCUGACUUGAACAAAGUUAAUACUAUAAGGGAAUGUCCAAAUAACUGUGGGAAAUUAAAUAGAGUUCAUGACUUUUUCGACCUCAAUUCAUUUUUAGAAUACAAUGAUAAAAAUUAUGAAAAUUUAAUAUCUGGUUUUGGCGAACAACAGCCUGAAUUGAUUGACUCGACAAGAAUCAAAGUUAUUUUAUUUAAUGAUAUAGCGUUUCCUGCAGUAGAGGAAGAUUUUAAGACUGUAGGGGUCCAAUGUGAAAAUGAUGUUGAUCAUAAAAAUAGUGCAAUAUUAUGCGACUGUACUGAAACCGAUAAUUGUGACAAUACUUCCAAAGGUUGUAAAAUUCAUGACGUACUUUUAAAACGAGAACUUUCUUUGAAAAAACUACUUAAAAGCAAUCCGAAGUUAUUUAGCACUUUAUUUUCUGACGAGUCUUAUAACUGUAAAGUCUAGUUUUAGAUUUGUGAUGAAGCAACUUUUGUGUGAUUAUUAUUUUUUUAGUAGGUAUAUAUUGCUGUCACGACUGCAGACUGUGACAUAUAA
Messenger RNA from Aricia agestis (brown argus), 2071 nucleotides. RefSeq lists its product as uncharacterized. The record is from RefSeq and is a predicted model, not a curated record. The transcript has a single exon. Bases 62 to 1981 code for a protein of 639 amino acids. Lineage: Eukaryota; Metazoa; Arthropoda; Insecta; Lepidoptera; Lycaenidae.